Messenger RNA from Peronospora matthiolae, 726 nucleotides. The record is from the annotation of a GenBank genome assembly. NCBI's taxonomy places the organism in Eukaryota, Oomycota, Peronosporomycetes, Peronosporales, Peronosporaceae.
AUGGAUGGUCUGGAGGCUCAGCCCAAGAACCUAGAGUCGUUGGUUAACAUCCCGUUUCCUAGCACGCUACGAGCUAUGCAAUCCUAUCUCGGGAGCUUGAACUACUACCGUUGCUUCAUUGAGGAUUUCGCGGUGUAUGCUGCGGUGUUGUAUGAGUUAAGAGAAUCGGAUUUCUUCGAGAUCGGCCAAUCCCAGCUUGCGGCAGGAGACGAAUGCUCCAACGAGGGUCGAUGGACGGAAGCCAAGGUUGCUUUCACUAUGCUAAAAGCUAAGAUAGCUACAGCUCCCAUGCUCAAGCAUUUCGACCCAGAUCGGUCCCCCGUAAUCGUGGUCUACGCUAGCAAGUGGGCUGUCUCAGCGGCCCUGAUACAGGAGUACGAUGGCGUUUAUCAUCCGGUUACGUUUACUAUCCGCACUUUAAAGCCUAAUGAGCUUAACUACGGAACGGUAGAAAAAGAAGUGCUGGCGCUACUUCGUGUGUUGGAUGUAUGCUAUACUACGCUUGCCUCGCGGGAGAUCACUGUACUGACCCGACAUUCUACGUUAGCCUGGUUGAUGCAGUCUCGAGGGCUCAACGGGAGAUUAGGACGGUGGGCUGCUUUGUUGUCAAAUUGGACUAUGGAGGUGAAAAAAUGUGAAAGAGGAGAGGAAGAGAUCCUGGGCAUAUUAGCAGCGAGUAUCACUCCGAGAGGAGAAGUGGAAGAGAUGCUGAUUGCGAUCUGUUAG